AUGAAGAGGCCCCUGAUUUUGUGCGUAGCCUUCUCAGCGUGCCUAGCGCUCGCCGCCGCGGGCUGGUCUUCCGGCACCGCCACGUUCUACGGCGGACCCGACGGCUCCGGCACCAUGGGUAAGCAAGCUCUUAAUAAUUAUACAUUGCAUCCAUUUUGCCGCAAGAGCUACGCACAUUUUGCUAACCGCGCGCAUGCACGUACCAAUGCAGGUGGCGCGUGCGGGUACGACAACCUGUACAACGCCGGGUACGGCGUCAACAACGCGGCGCUGAGCUCAACGCUGUUCAACGACGGCGCGUCGUGCGGGCAGUGCUACCUCAUCACCUGCGACACGUCACGUCCGGGCGGUAAGUCCUGCAAGCCCGGCAACUCCAUCACGGUCUCCGCCACCAACCUGUGCCCGGCCAACUACGCGCUGCCCAACGGCGGGUGUGCCGGCGUCAUCCCGGUCCUGUACCAGCAGGUCCAGUGCUCGCGCACCGGCGGCGUGCGCUUCAGCAUCGCCGGCUCCCAAUAUUUUCUGCUCGUCAACAUCCAGAACCUCGCGGGCAGUGGUUCCGUGGGCGCCGCCUGGGUGAAGGGCGACAAGACGGGGUGGAUCCAGAUGUCCAGGAACUGGGGCGCCAACUGGCAGGCGCUCGCUGGGCUCGUCGGCCAGGGGCUCAGCUUCGCCGUUACCAGUACCGGCGGGCAGUACAUUCAGUUCUGGAAUGUGGUGCCUGCUGGGUGGUGGCAGUUCGGACAGACCUACACCACAACACAGAAUUUCUACUACUAA
Miscanthus lutarioriparius is the source of this 780-nucleotide messenger RNA. NCBI's taxonomy places the organism in Eukaryota, Viridiplantae, Streptophyta, Magnoliopsida, Poales, Poaceae. The record is from the annotation of a GenBank genome assembly.